Dracunculus medinensis (Guinea worm) is the source of this 1470-nucleotide messenger RNA. Lineage: Eukaryota; Metazoa; Nematoda; Chromadorea; Rhabditida; Dracunculidae. The record is from the annotation of a GenBank genome assembly.
AUGCAUAAUUGGCGAUAUGUUCAACGAGAAAUUUUUAUUUCUAAAUAUUAUAUUUUAGUUUUGUUAAUUAUGAGUGCUUAUACAUGGAUCUCAGAAUACAAUAAACACCUGGAAGAGACCCUUCUUAAGUCGUAUAACCGAAAGCAUAGACCCGUUAAAAAAGAAUCAACGACGGUGCAAAUUCAAAUAUAUUUGUUGAUUGGUCAUAUUGAAAAAGUGGAUGAGCGCGAGCAAACGAUGCUGUUGCACGGAUUGUUAUGGGCAACAUGGACUGAUGAAUAUCUACAAUGGGAUCCAAGUAAAUACAAUAAUACAAAGAGAAUUGCUAUUGAAAGUUGGAAAAUCUGGCAACCAGCGUUGGCACUCUAUAAUAGCGCUCGCGGAAAUUCAUGGUAUUUACAUAUGGAGGGACUUCCAGCUUCAGUGGGCAAUGAUGGAAAAGUUUGGGCGUCAGGUUCUUUCAGCUUCCAUGUGACGUGCCUUUUUGAUUUCACCGAUUAUCCAUAUGAUGAACAGGAAUGCCCAAUAGUUAUCGCCGACUGGAUUUACGACCUUUCAAAAGUGAAUCUUUCCGAUGCGUUCGGUAACACUCCGUGGAAUAAACCCGCCGUAAAACUAAACUAUGAUCCCUUGAACAAUAGCAGUCCAAAGAAACACGUAGCCGGUUGGGAAGUUAAAGAUACAUGGCGAAGACAGUGCUACUGGGGACCAUCUGGUUGCAAAGACGAAAUACCUGAAGGACAGCCGGAAUGGUUUUGGUCAUUGAUCGAGUUUGGUAUCAGAAUAAAAAGGCAAGUACCAUAUUUUGGAACAACAAUUAUCCUACCUAGUCUAGUCACAAGUGCACUUACGCUAUCAAUUUUCUGGAUCGAUACGUUUUCCUUGGCUAUACCCAUGUCGGUAUUGAAUAUUGUGUUACAGGCUUUAUUCGGAUGGGAUCUUAUAAAAGGUUUACCACCAGGCAAUGGCCGCGUACCCAAGAUUGUUUCAUUUUAUGGUUUCAACCUUUCGUUAACGGCUAUCACAUUUAUUCUACAUGUCAUGAUUUUAUAUCUAGAAAAUAUUCUUCCAAAAAAUAUCGAAUUGCCUUUUAAGAUAACAAAUAUAACGGAGAGCCUGCGACAGAUACGAACAUUUAAUAUCAAGGGAUUAUCUUUUGACCCACAGACUCUUUUUUCUGGAGAUUUCGAUGAAAGUAUAUUAAAUCAUAGUUCUGAGGUAUCUGAAGAACACGAGAACGGUGGAAAUGCAAUGGCGCUGCAGCAAGAGAGUGCAAGUAAUGUAGUAAGGGAGGCUGACAAAACUCUUUCAUCUAAUCCUCCACUCAAUGAAGAAAUUAAUAUUGAGACGAAUAGUUCUGAGAGCGUUGAAUUUAACCAUGUUGCACAACAACUUUAUAUAUUUCGUAGACUAAUGUUUUUCAUCUAUCUGAUUAUGUAUGUGAUAACCCUACCUAUUUGUUUGCUUUGA